AAUCGGGUGGCCCGAGUCAGAGUGGGCAAGGGGGACAAGCUGGUGACCUACGAGGAGGUGCAAGUACCGCAUUACACCGCCCACUGCAAGGGCUGGCUGUCGCUGCACGCAGGGUGUCUGGUCGACCAGCUGAUCCUAAAGCGCUGGGCUAACCAGUUGGAGAUCUGUGUCCUGGUCUUGAGGCAGCUGCCUGCACACAACUUCUACUUCCUGGUGGGCUAUAGUGAGACUCUGCUGUCCCACUUUUACAAAUGUCCCGUCCGUCUGCACCUCCAGACUGUGCCCUCCAAGGUCGUAUAUAAGUACAUCUAA
This is a messenger RNA of Callorhinus ursinus (northern fur seal), 312 nucleotides long. Its product is annotated as small ribosomal subunit protein uS3m-like. The record is from RefSeq and is a predicted model, not a curated record. Lineage: Eukaryota; Metazoa; Chordata; Mammalia; Carnivora; Otariidae. Gene Ontology annotation, biological process: translation. Gene Ontology annotation, cellular component: mitochondrion.